Molecule: messenger RNA, 597 nt
Organism: Fusarium vanettenii 77-13-4
Lineage: Eukaryota; Fungi; Ascomycota; Sordariomycetes; Hypocreales; Nectriaceae
Exons: 2
Coding region: 1-597 (198 amino acids)
Source: RefSeq, a predicted model, not a curated record
AUGGCGACAGCCUCUACCGUCCCACCUGUGCCCGUCAAACGCUCCGAUUCCGACAUAUCUCCCAAGACGACUGUACCUCGGAGCGAUUCGGAGACAAGAGGCCCCAAGGCUGACUAUUUCUCUUGCGACUCCAACACUGUCGAUGGAUCCAAUACUAGUGUGAGGGCCAGCGACGGCGACGACGGGUCGUCAGGUCACAAAUCGAGCGUCUCCUUCGCUGCCGACCCGCCGUCAGUUCGCAGCGCAAGCCUCGAGAGCAACGAUAAUGCAGGAAAACCAACCGGAUCAUUGAUUAGCAGGCACUCAUCCAUCAGCUCUGUCACAUUCCGUUCGCCAAAAAAUCCUACACUGCCACAAGGAAAGCCUCAAAAGAUGGGCAACGAGCGUAUCCGUGUCAGUUCUCCUGCUCCAGCUAGUCCUGCCUGUGGGUUUGUUACCUGGUCGAAACGAUUCCCUGUCGCCGAGUCAAACUUGAAAACCUCCUCGAUCGAGCCUCCCGUUAUCCAAAACCCAUGUUUUCACAUGCGAACCAUGGUCCGAAUACGGUUCCAUGUGGCGUGUCCACAAAAGCUCGUUGCUUUCAGACAUGAUCUUUAA